UCUUGAGAGAAAGGCGCAUUUUGUUCUAUCGAAUUAUCUUCAAAUUCACGUGCAUAAACUGCAAUAUCUAUGUUGUCAGUUUGUGUAUGGACAAGCUGCAAGUACUGCACGUACUGAACAUCGGAAGAAAUAAAGCGUUUUGUUUUGGUGCAUCUUCAUUGAACACAAACAUGAAAAUGGUGGAUUGAUAUGCGAAAGUGCCUUGUCAUAAAGCAUUUGGCUGAGGUGGAUUGUUAAGAACAAAAACGGAUGAAAGAUUUCAAAUGGUGAAUGAGUAAGAACUGCAAACAGAUAGCAUAUUUGUCCAUAAGAUGGAAAAUAAUGAAGAGCACGAGCCAUUAUUUAGUAUAGAUGGAUUUGGAUUUGACAGCACCAUAGACACAUUGUUUGGUAAUACAAGUGAGAAAUCGGAGGAUUUCAGGCCACCAGUAGAUGUGAUGUCGGCCCCUGCUGGUUUGGACAUAACGGAGGGAACAUCUGAUCUGAGUUUCAUAACCGACAUGGCAGAUUCUUCUGAUGUAGGCCUGAGUACACCAAGUUUACAGAACUGUAGUGUGGAUGAGGCAAGCUCUGAUCAGGGGGUUAUGCAGGAUCUUGAUAUGGACGAGGCAUUGCUUAUGGACAUGAAUGAUGUGCAUCAAAAUAAACGAGUGUCAAAUGAAGGUAGUCAGGCUAGUGUUGAAGUCUACUCUGACAUGGAAAAGGAUUCAAAUGAUGACCAAAGUGGAUUAAAGCAAGAUAAUUGCACUCUAAAAGAACUCGGCCUUGAUAUAAGUACUUCAGACUUGUCUGAUACAAUGGACUCUAAGGACAACUUUGAAAACCUAUCAGCAACGAAAAUUGCUGAAGUUGACAAACCAAGGAAGCAAAACAUUGUCCCCAACAAUAUCAGUAAUAAAAGCAGUGACACAAAGGAAAAAGACAAAUCGGAAAUUGACAGUGCAAAAGAGGUAAAACCUUUCAAAGAAAACAAAUCCAUCAGGAGCAGCAGAAGUUCAAGAAAAUCAAGCAAAAGUGAAAAGGUGGAAGAUGGUGACAUCACAGAUAAAGACAUCAUAAAGAAACAGGAAUCAGAAAACAGCCAGAAAUCCCGCAAGGAUUUCCAAUCUUUAAAAGAGUCAAAAAGCACUAGCUUUGCUAUUACAAUUGCAAAUAACUUGCCAACUUCAAACAAAGAAGAUGCUAAAAUUCAGGAAACUGUUGAGAAGGACAAACAGGUUAAAGAUAAACAUAAGGAAAAAGAAGUGAAGUCUAAAAGCAACGAACACAAACCCAAAGAAGAACAACAGAAGCCUAAGAUUGAAGAACAAAAUGAGAAGGAGAAAAUAUCAAGCCACAAGGAGAAGAAAUCUUCUUCAAAAGAUAAAAGGACAAAAUCAGAAAGUAAUAAAGAUGUCUCAGUAGCAAAGGGUUCUCAAAAUAAAGAUGAAAUUAAGGGUAACUCAGCUCUUGUCAAAGACAGUAAAAGAACAGAAGAAAGCAUAUCUAAAGUAAAGGUUGAAAGUAAAACUGAUGAACAGAAAAAGAAAAGCACUGAAGGGAGUAGACUUCAAGAGGCUCCAGUAGAUGAGAAGACAAGAAGAAACAAACACAAGUCAUCUUCAAAAGAUAAGGACAAGAAAAAGGUUGAUGAAAGAAAACUAAACACUAAAAUAGUUGACAGCACGAAGCUAGAAAGCACUACUGAAACAAAGAAAAGUAUAGUUGACAAAAGCAAAACAUUUGCGGUCAGUAAUACUGAGAAUUCAUCUAAGAAAGACACUGAUAUUAGCAGCCAGAAUAGUAUGAAAAGUCCUCCAAGCACGAAAUCUGAUAGUUCAGAUAGUGGAAAAAUUACAGUAGUGGAGAACAAGCCUCAAAGGCCUAUAAAAAGCAUUCUUAAAAGAUCUGAUUCACAACCUUAUGAACCACCUUCUGUUACACUCCAGACAUCGACAACAGAAGUUACGAAACAAGAAUCAAAGCAAAGACUAAGCAUAAGUGACUAUAAAAAUAGGAAAAGAAAACAAAUGGCAACUGAAGAAACAAAUAUUCAACCAACUAAGCAGAUGAAAAAAAGUCAAAAGAUUGUCUCAGAGGUAAUGGCAAGUUUAAAAAGUCCAGAUGAUGAUCUAAUGAACACCGCUAUAGCCACUGAUAUUGACAUUGACUUUGAUUUAAUAACACCUUCUACAGAAGUUAAAAGGGAGAAAAAAGAAGAUUAUGAUCUUGCUGAACCUAUAGAGGGCAAUCCAAAAGUAGAAAAUUCUGAUAAAGAUAUCACUGAAGAUAAUUUGAAUGAGGAAAAGAUGGACAUCAGUGAUUCCAAAGAAAUUGGUAACGGUGAUAUGAGAACAAAGCAGCAGCAUGUUAAACCAGUGACAGAAAAUUGUCAGACUGAAAACAAUGAUAAAAAAGGUACUUCAAAUGAAAGUAUUGAAAAGAAUGAUGUUAUCAUUAAAGAAGAAAAAAGUGAAACAGAGAAUAGUGCCGGUAAUGAGGAUGAGAAAUAUGAUUUUAUCAGUGGCGAUGAUGAUGAUGAUUUAAUGAAUGUGAGUGACAGUGAGCCAAUGGAUGACAGUGAGCUGUAUUCCUGGAUUGAAGAUGGUGUUGAACCUAGACCAGAGCUGAAAAAGAGACCAAAGCAGCUGUCAGACUUGGAAAUGGCAAGAAAACAGUUGAAAGAUGGAGAGUAUAUAUCAUCAGAGAAAUAUGUAUUGGAAGAAAAGGCAAAAGACCCAUUUGAUGUUUUACCCGAGGGCUGGAUAUGUGUGUCCCACAAUAGCGGUAUGCCAGUCUACCUACACAGGGCUUCUCGGGUGUGCACAACAACACGACCAUAUUUCUUGGGCAGUGGCAGUCUACGGGCCCAUGCGAUCCCCAUGAGCGCUGUGCCUUGCUUGCAGUACAGAAAUGCUCUAGCUGCAGAACAGGAAGCAAAGAAAAAUGCAGAUGAGAAGAAAACUGAGGAGGCGGGUGAAGAGGCAGGGGCCACAGAUAUUCAGAGGUUGGAAACCGGAGCUCAGACUGAGGGGACAACAGGGGCCACAAAUACCAUGGAAGAGGGCAGUGAAGCAGGGAAGCCAGGCAGCACAGGAGUAGCCUCAACAGAGGGGGCUCCAAUCGGUGGUCUGGUGGCAGAUGUAAUGGAAGUGAAGGAUCUCCAACAGAAGGUGGUCGUUGAUUCUGAAGAGCUACGAGAAUACUGUUCCAAACUGUUUGUUUUUACCAAGCUUGAGGUGAAAAAAUUCAAGACUUGGAAGGAGAAAAGAAAGCACAUGGUAGCUGAGGCUAAAAAGAAACUGUACUCCGUUCCAAGACUGGGUGCUGGUGCAAAGUUGAUUAAAUGUGUAGUUCCAACUGAUGAAAGGGCUGUUGACCAUGGAAAACCAACCAAAAAAGAAUUUGUGCUUAAUCCGGAAGGGAAAACUCCUCUGUGCAUUUUACAUGAGUAUUGUCAGAAUGUGAUACACAGUCAGCCCACAUAUGUCUUUAAGGAAAUAGAGAAUGCUGAGAUGCCAUUCCAAGCCUCUGUGAUCAUCAACAAAAUGUGUUACGGGAGCGGUAUCGGUGUUUCCAAGAGAAUGGCCAAAAACAAGUCAGCCCAGAAUGUGUUGAACGUGUUCCUGCCGUGUAUGAAGGACCAGUGGGGCGAUGACAAAGACAAGGAGGAGGACUACUCUUACUUUGAGAAUGUAGCAAUAGACGACCCUCGAGUGGGGAGCCUUUGUGAGAAAGCCUCCGUCAACAAGCCCUACCAGAUACUCUCAGACUGCCUCAGCAGGAACCAUGGCCUAGGAGACACCUCUAUGCAAAUAGACAAGAAGCAGCUUUCUAGUCAGAAAACAGAGUUCACUAUGACUGUUGGCAAGCACAAAUGCUCAGUUGUGGCAGGUAACAAACGUGAGGCAAAGCAGCGUGCAGCCCAGGCCAUGUUACAGCUUCUCCAUCCAAGUCUUACCAGUUGGGCCGCUAUCCUCCGCAUGUACCACUACGCUCCAAAGGGCAACUACCAGCCUGUGGUACCUGAGCUGGUGGAGGCGGACACAAAGAAGAACUUUGAGAUUCUGACCAACCUGAAGAAGGCCAUGGUGGAAAUGAGGGAACAGCAGAAGAAAAAGAAUAAAGUAGAGCAGCAGAGUUUGGCAACCAGUACAGCUGUCCUUAACUUGUGAUGCAAGGAGUGUCCACUAGUCAAGUUAAGAUCUCCGCUCAGCUGUCCAGAAAUGUGUAGCUUCAUGUGCUAACUGACAUGCGAUCUGUACCAUUAUGUGCUAACUGACCAAUAGCUGUCAACUUGUCAAUGGCUAAAGCUGGUCAGUUCUAAGACAGUUGGUCCUAUUAGCUGGUCCCACAAUAUAGACAUUGACACUUACAAUGGAAGUGUAAGGGGAGGUAUUACUGUAAACUCUUUACUAUGCUCUUAUAAAAAAGGUACACAGUGAUUCGAGAUUACAUGUUGAAAUAUGUUGAACCAUUCACAUUGAAAGAAGUGCCAUGAAGUUAUGCAUGUUGUUCAAGUUACAUGUAAGUUUGUCAAUGUUAAAUGUCUAUUUCUGACGAGUGUAUCAGCCAGCUUUUCCAUCUUGUUGACAUUUAUUUCCCUGUUUGCAUUGUGCUACAUUUUUCUUUCAUUAAAACAAUGUUUUUUUCAUUGUGGUUAAUUAUAUUAUACAAUUCGAUCAACUUUUCAAUAUUGUAAAUAAAUAUGAUAUAAUAUUUGUA
Messenger RNA from Mya arenaria, 4704 nucleotides. RefSeq lists its product as uncharacterized. Gene Ontology annotation, cellular component: microprocessor complex. Gene Ontology annotation, biological process: primary miRNA processing. Gene Ontology annotation, molecular function: double-stranded RNA binding; identical protein binding; primary miRNA binding. Lineage: Eukaryota; Metazoa; Mollusca; Bivalvia; Myida; Myidae. The record is from RefSeq and is a predicted model, not a curated record. The transcript has 16 exons. The coding region runs from base 312 to 4154 and encodes 1280 amino acids.